Quercus robur (English oak) is the source of this 681-nucleotide messenger RNA. RefSeq lists its product as uncharacterized. NCBI's taxonomy places the organism in Eukaryota, Viridiplantae, Streptophyta, Magnoliopsida, Fagales, Fagaceae. The record is from RefSeq and is a predicted model, not a curated record. The coding region runs from base 1 to 681 and encodes 226 amino acids. The transcript is spliced from 2 exons.
AUGGGAAAUAAAAAGGAUACUCAGAAGGUCAAGGACACCAAGACCAACUUUAGGUGGUCACAAUCAAGGCAGAAUUUAUUACUUGAGAUACUUGCAGAUGAGGCUCUUCAUGUAAACAAGCAAUCCAACACAUUUAAACAUGCAUCAUAUGCUAAAGUAGCUGAAGCAAUUACUGAGAAAUUUAUGAUUGAAUGUACUCCAAAGCAUGUGGAACAUCGUUUUAAAACACUUAAAACCAAUUGGAAUACAAUUGCAUUACUUCGUAAUAAGAAAAGCAGGUUUGGAUGGAAUGAUGAUUUGAAAAUGAUCACCUGUGAUAGGAUAGUGUAUGAUGAAGAAGUCGAGGCACAUCCAAAUCAUGCACAAUUUCUAAACAAGAAAAUUGAGAUGUUUGAUGAGAUGGCUUUGGUUGUGGGUAAGGAUAUGGCUACAGGAGGUUUUUCCAAGGGAGUAGGUGAUAUAGGUGUAGAAGCGUUGGAUGACUCACCUUCGCUUGUUGAUGCUGAUGUUGAUGACAUAUCCAAAAAGAAGCAAGUUGAUCCCUCACAUGUGGCCUCAAGUGAAACAAGGUCUCACAGGAAACGAAGUCAUGCUACUAUGAUUGAAGAUGCUGUUUACCAAGAUUUGUCCAUACAACUUGGUAAGGUUGCUUCUGCAAUAGAAAAGAUUUCUGAAAAUUAG